AUGCUUGUUGUUUGUGAGUUCAUCUUGGUUUCCCUGUUCCCCCCCGAACAGGUACUCGUCACCAGCACUGCGCAGAAGUGUGAACUCGACGCUGGUGUGGGCCCCCCAGUCGAGGCACCGGUUCUCCCCUCAUCUUGCCCCCCUGCCCCCGACCCCCCUACCCCCGACCCUCCUGCCCCCGCUUCCCCCGACCCUCCUGCCCCCGCUUCCCCCGAUCCCCCUGCCCCCGAUCCCCCCGACCCCGACCCCGACCCCCCUGCCCCCGCCCCCUGCCCCGCCUCCACGUCCCUCACCCCCUCCCGGGCCGCUUCGAGGCUGGCCACGGUCUGGAUGAACGACCAGGCCGCGCUGCUCAGUCGCGGCAGCAUAGUCUUGUUCCCCUCCCGCUUCCAGGCCUCCCUUGCUGCCCUUCCUCCCCUAACCCCGAAGUGCAGGGCGACCAACCCCCCACCCACCAACCCGAGGACCAGCACGCCAUUUUGGGCCCACUCCCAGGGCAUUGUGUGGUUGUCGUAG
Molecule: messenger RNA, 516 nt
Organism: Aspergillus viridinutans
Lineage: Eukaryota; Fungi; Ascomycota; Eurotiomycetes; Eurotiales; Aspergillaceae
Exons: 2
Coding region: 1-516 (171 amino acids)
Source: RefSeq, a predicted model, not a curated record